UCUCUUUUCUGCUCCAUUAUCAUUAUUUGCUGUUGGCUUGUUAAGGUGUGUAGGCCUAUGUGCUGCCAACUGACACUGGCUUUUUACAUGGGUUGGAUUAGGAUGAGUUGGAUAGAUUCUUAAGCUCACCUCUCACUCCUCAUUUUACCUCACUUUCCCUCUUCUCAUGCUCUCUUUUUCCCUCACUUUCCUUUCGUUUUUCUUUUUCAUUUUCUUUUUCUUUUUCUGCUUGCUAUUGGCAUUUCUCUAGUCUCAUUUAGUUAACCCAUCUGUUUAUUCUCAACAACUUGAAGAAAUUUCUUAUAUAAUUGUAUUUUAUUCUGUUUUCAGGAAUCUUUUCUAUGAUUUUGGUCUACUAUUGAGUUGCAACUAUUCCUUUCUUGAAUUUAUUUACUUUACUCAAUCACCCUGUUUCCCUUCUCGUGUUCAAUUUCUGGAGCCAUGUUAGACAUGGGUUCUUUGCAAUUUCUGAUGUGAAAAAUUUUCUCUAAAUCUCAGCUCUUUCCUUUUUGUUUACUUGCUUCACCUCUUUACAUCUCCAUGGCAACCCAAAUCCUUCUCUUUGGUAUUUGGAAUUAUCUUCAUCUGGUUUCUGAAGUCUGAAUCAAAAAGAAAUGCAAAGACUUCCAUUUUUUUUUCUUGCUUGUUUCUGUUCAUAAAUCUGUAGUCUAAAACCAUCCAAAGAAACUCUUGGUUGAAGAUUCAGUCAGUUCCAGUGGGCUAUACUGUGUAGAAGCUGGCUAACAGAUUUGAAGAGAAUAAAGAUGGGGUGGUUCUCUGUGGCGAUAACAUCCAUAUCUUUACUUUGUGUAGUGAGUACAGUGAGUGGAAUUGGUGCCAACUGGGGCACACAAGCAUCGCAUCCACUGGCCCCAGAAACUGUGGUGAGGCUCCUGAGGGAGAAUGGAAUCCAAAAAGUUAAGCUUUUUGAUGCAGAUUAUGAUACACUGAGAGCCCUUGGUAAGUCUAAUAUUGAGGUCAUGGUGGGAAUCCCAAAUGACAUGCUUUUAUCUAUGGCUACCAGCAUGAAGGCUGCUGAGAAAUGGGUUUCCAAAAACGUCUCCACACACAUCUCUACUAAUAAUGUCAAUAUCAGAUAUGUUGCAGUAGGUAAUGAACCUUUCUUGCAAACAUACAAUGGCAGCUUUCUCAAAACAACCUUCCCGGCUCUCCAGAAUGUUCAAUCUGCCCUUGUAAAAGCUGGGCUAAGCAACCAAGUAAAGGUGACAGUCCCGCUUAAUGCUGAUGUCUACGAGAGCUCAACUGGUGUCCCAUCUGGUGGUGACUUCCGGGCUGAUAUCCAUGAUCUCAUGCUUACCAUUGUCAAGUUCUUGAGCGACAGUGGUUCCCCAUUUACUGUGAAUAUAUAUCCUUUCAUAAGUCUAUACUCUGAUCCGAACUUUCCAGUCGAGUAUGCCUUCUUUGAUGGAAAUGCAACCCCAGUGAAUGACGGUGGGACAUCUUACUACAACAUGUUUGAUGCUAAUUAUGAUACUCUUGCGUAUUCCUUGCAAAAGAAUGGAUUUGGAAACUUGCCUAUUAUUGUUGGAGAGAUUGGGUGGCCUACUGAUGGAGAUAGAAAUGCCAACGUAGAAUAUGCUCAACGAUUCAACCAAGGUUUUAUGUCACAUAUUUCGGGUGGGAAAGGAACCCCAAUGAGGCCUGGACCUAUUGAUGCAUAUUUAUUUAGUUUGAUUGAUGAGGAUUCUAAGAGCAUUGAUCCGGGGAACUUUGAACGGCACUGGGGGAUAUUUACAUUUGAUGGAAGAGCCAAGUACUCCCUUAACCUUGGCACCAUGAAUUCAGGAGUUUUAGUUGAAGGAAAAAAUGUUCGUUACCAGGAGCGUAAAUGGUGUGUGAUGAAGUCAUCAGCCAAGAUUGAUGACCCAAAUGUGGCACCCAGUGUGAGCUAUGCUUGUGGACUUGCUGACUGCACAAGCCUGGGUUAUGGGACAUCUUGUGGAGGUAUGGAUGCUAGGGGGAACAUUUCAUAUGCAUUGAACAGUUACUAUCAGAGGCAGAAUCAGCUUGACAGUGCAUGCAAGUUUGAAAACAUUUCAACGAUUACCAAAACUGAUCCAUCAACUGGAACUUGCAGAUUUGAGAUAAUGAUAGAGCCGUAUUAUGGAGGCACUGAACAUAUGGUAGGAUGCCCUCAAAGGUUAUUGGGUUUGGCUGCAGGUUUUAUUCUGUUUUGGUUAACGAUUUUAUAAAUUUGAAGGAUCCUAAUUUUAGACCUAUGGUUUUUGGACAAAUAUGGUGUAAUGAUAACUAAGAGAAUUGCAGAAAUAACAUGAAUGUAGUUCAAUUUUUUUGAGCAAUCUAGAAACCAGGGUCUGGUUAAUUA
Molecule: messenger RNA, 2347 nt
Organism: Manihot esculenta (cassava)
Lineage: Eukaryota; Viridiplantae; Streptophyta; Magnoliopsida; Malpighiales; Euphorbiaceae
Product: glucan endo-1,3-beta-glucosidase 6
Exons: 2
Coding region: 765-2213 (482 amino acids)
Biological process (GO): carbohydrate metabolic process
Cellular component (GO): plasma membrane
Molecular function (GO): hydrolase activity, hydrolyzing O-glycosyl compounds
Source: RefSeq, a predicted model, not a curated record